This is a messenger RNA of Acanthoscelides obtectus, 858 nucleotides long. The record is from the annotation of a GenBank genome assembly. NCBI's taxonomy places the organism in Eukaryota, Metazoa, Arthropoda, Insecta, Coleoptera, Chrysomelidae.
AUGAGCAUCAGAAGUGGGAUAGGAGAUUCAGAGGUGAGGGUUAAGCCACGUGGCAGGAAUGAAGACCAAAAUCAGUACUGGCAGCAACAUCCAACAGCCAUAGCCAAUUACAGGAUGGAUAAACAUGAAACUAUAAACAAAUGCAUGUUGUGGAUAAUGCCUCGCAAGAAACGGGCAAUGAGAAAAAUUGGCAACAGCUCCGCUGCAGACGUUAAAGCUGGGGUACUAUUAAUAAGGCAGGGUAUGUCUAUCAGAAAAGCAGCUACGAGUUGUGGUGUGCCAUUUACUACCCUGAAGAGGUAUUAUUGGAAAACUGCUGGUUCCGAAAAUCUCGAUGAGGAGCGAUUCGAGCCGAAUUAUUCUGUGAACCAGAUCUUUACCGCAUCCCAAGAAGAGAAGUUGAAGGAAUAUUUUUCGCAUUGCGCUCUUCUGUUUUACGGAUUAACUGCAAGAGAAUGUCGUCAAGUGGCGUAUCAAUGUGCUAAGCUAAAUAAUAUAAAGAUGCCUAAAUCUUGGACAGACAAUGAAAUGGCGGGUAAGGACUGGUUAACUUUGUUCAAACGUAGGAACAGGUUUUCUUCCAGGAGACCAGAACCUUGUAGCCUAGCAAGAGCUACAGCCUUCAACCGAAACAACGUCAAUAAUUUUUACAAUAAUUUAGAAGAUCUGAUCAAGAGAAACUCGGCUUUUGCAAAUGGUACCCGUAUAUUUAAUCUGGAUGAAACAUCAACGACAACAGUGCAAAAGCCUCAAAAAGUAAUAGCACCAUUAGGCAGAAAAUGCAUUGGAAAAGUCACAAGUGGUGAGAGAGGAACUUUGGUAACCACAUGCUUUGCCACCAGUUAUGAUAUUUCCUAG